AGCUUUUAGGGGGGGGAGAGUCAGGCCAAGAAGAAUUUGGUAUAAUCACACAGGAUAUUUUACUGCUUUGCAGAUCAUGGCUGACUUUGACAUGGUUUUGAAGCACUGGGGUCCAGUGGAGGCAGACUACUCCGCCCAUGGGAACCUGGUUCUGACCCGUUUAUUCACAGAGCACCCAGACACCCAGAAGCUGUUCCCCAAGUUUGCUGGCAUUGCCAAGGGUGAAAUGGCUGGCAACAAAGAUAUUGCUGCCCAUGGUGCCACUGUGCUAAAGAAACUUGGUGAGCUGCUGAAGGCCAAAGGCAACCAUGCUACCAUCCUCAAACCUCUGGCCAACAGCCACGCCAACAAGCACAAGAUCGGCAUUAAUAACUUCAAGCUGAUUACCGAGGUCAUUAUUAAAGUCAUGGAGGAGAAGGCAGGACUGGAUCCAGCCGGGCAGCAGGCCAUGAGGAACGUAAUGGCCGUUGUCAUUGCUGACAUUGAGGCCAACUACAAAGAGCUGGGCUUCAGUGGCUGAAGCUUAAUGUCACACAAGUCAUGCUGGGCUCAGAUGACAGACAAGAAGUUCCACACAAGUGUAAUCCUCUAUUUGAAUCAUCAUUUAAGAAAUCUAACAAAGCAUCAGCAUAACUUACAGCCCCAUAUGUUAUCAUAGAGAUGAAGAUCUUAAAGAACAUAGGAAGCUUCAUAAAUGUAUCUUUUAUUACAGGGUUAAUGUACUAGUUUGUCUUAGAUUAUAUAGGUUUCCUGCUGUGUAACAUGGUGUGGAAGUAAAUGUCAACAUACUGUAAACCCUUAUCAUAUAUUACCAAUAAAACUCUCUGUUGCUUGACUCUA
Messenger RNA from Seriola aureovittata, 840 nucleotides. RefSeq names its product myoglobin (gene mb). The coding region runs from base 77 to 520 and encodes 147 amino acids. The record is from RefSeq and is a predicted model, not a curated record. Gene Ontology annotation, cellular component: extracellular exosome. The transcript has 4 exons. Lineage: Eukaryota; Metazoa; Chordata; Actinopteri; Carangiformes; Carangidae. Gene Ontology annotation, biological process: oxygen transport. Gene Ontology annotation, molecular function: heme binding; oxygen binding.